AUGCUUAAAUCUUCUGAUACUGCAAAAUUUAAUAGACUAGUGUGCAAAGGGUUCUUUAAACGUACGGUACAAAACAAGCGGGUAUAUACAUGUGUUAGCGGAACAGGUGGUUGUCCGAUGACGAAAGAACAAAGAAACAGGUGCCAGUACUGUCGAUUCCAGAAGUGUCUUAACCAAGGCAUGGUACUCGAAGGCAUUAUAGUUUUAGAUAUAAGUUGGGCUAAUAAUCAGAGUAAAUAG
Messenger RNA from Enterobius vermicularis (human pinworm), 240 nucleotides. The record is from the annotation of a GenBank genome assembly. Lineage: Eukaryota; Metazoa; Nematoda; Chromadorea; Rhabditida; Oxyuridae.